AUGGCGCUUAACGACGAGAACGGCCACUCACGGUACAAGCAAGAAGACUACCGUCGCAGGAGGCCACAGAAGACGAAGACGCAGGCGUUCAAUGAAUUGGCGGCGUACUUGAACGCACACACGAAGAAUACCAAUAUUCCGGCGCUCACUAGAGCGAACAUGCAGCAGCGCUGGCGAACGUACAAGACAAAGAAAUUCCAGCUCACACUGAAGAAGGGCCGCACGGAAACGGGUCUCGGGAUGACUGAGAAGGAGUUGAGGCAAGGCUUGUCAAUUCAAGCAAAGUUAGACAAGCUGUGCUCUCACUUUGCGCGUAUAGAAAAGCAGUUCGCAAUGAAGGCGAAUAUUCGUGCUCCAGCUACGUUACAACUUGGUCUUCCCCAAGAUGGUACUGGAUGUUGUAGAACAGACUCUAAGUACGACGAGGACAAAGAAAGUCGUUCUGAAGAGAGCGAUAGUGCUGAAAGCAGUGACGAGCAUCUCGGUGCAAGUGGAAGUGAUAACAACGACCAAAGUUAUGACGCUGAUGAAUUCUCCGCACGUAACGAUUUCGAUGAUGACCAAGAUGAAGCUGCAGACGGACCCAAACCUACUGAUGACGGCAAUGAGGCAUCGAGCAAAAAUACUGGAGUAAUAGAACCCGACGAUUCAUUUGAGCCGACUCCACCCGAAGGUGCUCUCUGGACCACAGGAGAAGAGGAUGAGUUACCCCCCUGUCUUCCAUGCUAG
Messenger RNA from Phytophthora nicotianae INRA-310, 729 nucleotides. RefSeq lists its product as hypothetical. The transcript is spliced from 2 exons. The record is from RefSeq and is a predicted model, not a curated record. NCBI's taxonomy places the organism in Eukaryota, Oomycota, Peronosporomycetes, Peronosporales, Peronosporaceae. The coding region runs from base 1 to 729 and encodes 242 amino acids.